UCUAUUGCAUGUUCCUUUAAAUGCUAAUGAGCUCUGCUCACCCUGCCUCUGCUCACUCUUCUGUGGGGUGACAAGCUGGUUUGUUUACUUUAGCCACAUUUAGCCGCAAAACUUGCUAACUAGCACAUUAUUUAGGCGAUUUGCAAAGAUGCAUAAAAACCCUUAUACUCACUUCUGCUGUAGAUGAAGCUGCAUCACGAAUGAUUCGCGCGAACAUAGACACAUUUAUGUAGAUGGCCGGGCGCAUUUCUUUCUAAAAUGAAAGUAACAUUAAUCCUCUGCGUCUUCAUCGGCUCAGAUGUCGGGAGUAAAUGAUGACUACUAUGAUCAUUAUUACAUCCAACAACAGAACACCUCAAUUGCUCAGUCAGAGACAUUCUUGUGUUCCCCUGCACCGGAGUCGACACAAUGGUGGUCAGAGUUGAACUGUUCACAGCUCAGUCAGGGCAGGUCUAAGGUAAGACGGUCAUGUCAAUCAACUAUCGUGGGAGCGGGAGCAUUGGGGUCUUAAGUAAUAAACAUAGUGACAGAAGUCAUCUGGUUUCUGUUGACAGGACAGUGGAAAAAUCUGUCUUUAUUGGCAAUGAGGAAAUGCAAGACCUGGAAUCAAUGAAACAUCUAGAGCCUAAUCUGCACAGGAACUUGAACUGGCAGAGGAAAACAACUGGCAGCCAAUACCUAAUUACAAUACUACAAAAUGAAUGUUGACAGUUGAAAUGAUAAAACUAAUCAGGUGUUGGAAACCAACAUGCAAAACCAUUGCUACGUUUUUGGACCGACAUAUGGAACUUCCAAGUGUGACAACUUGCCCCAGUCUCUCCAGUGUAUAAAAUACAUGAACUGAUCUUCAUGAGCCCACAUUAUCGCACUGUCGUAUGAAGACUCUGCCUGAGAAGCCUCCUACCCCUUUCGAUGAGGACAUCUCAUCACGCUAACAGCUGAAGCAGUGAGGUGAAGGAGCAGAAGUCUGUUUCACAGACAAGUCACACGCUGAAGUGAAGCGGUGACGCGCGACCGUGCGCUCGGUCACUUCGCUCUCCAUGCGCGCAGAGGCAGCAGCGCGUCCGCGGAAGCGCACAGGACACACGCGUAACUGAUGGAGCAGAUAGACGACGAGCUGCUCAGCAACCACGACGGAAUAAAGAGCGAGUGCGACGAGACCACCAUGAGCCUGGAGGAACCGCGCGCUCUGCCAUGCUGAGCAUCUCCGUCGCGCUCCUGCUGGCUCUGACCGCUCCCGCCCGCUGCUCCCACGGCUGGAGCGACGAGGACCUCCUGCUGCCGCCCAUCAACUCCUCCGGCAGAUUCCUGGCCAGCCUGGAGGUGGAUGUGGGCUACUCGAAGAGAUCCGUGGAGGAGCCCGAAGCCUCCUCGCAGUGCAACGUGAGCGUGGAGAGACUCCCCACCAAACUCGUGGCGCGCUGGGACAGCAACUUCGGCUUCCAGUGCGACGUGCUCAUGUACACCACCAACAACCACGGCAAGGCGUUCUUCUCCGCCGCCUUCAACCGGGCGAUCUCGCCGGUCUACAUCGAGCACCUGGGCGUCACGGGCGGCCAGCAGGAGUUCAGACUGUGCGUCGGGUGCGGUCUGUCCCGGUACAGGAGAUUCCGACGGGGCAGGUCAGAGGGGCAGCAGACGGGCGACUCGGUGCAUUUCUGCUGCGUGGAUUUCGCUCUGGACGAGCUGAAGGGGGACCGGAGCUGGAGGCUCAACCGCAAGCCCAUCGAAUCCACUCUGGUGGCGUGUUUCAUGACUUUAGUCAUCAUAAUAUGGAGCGUCGCUGCCCUCAUAUGGCCAGUUCCCAUUAUCGCGGGAUUUCUGCCCAAUGGAAUGGAGCAGAGAAGGCAGAGGUAAUAGAAUAGCCCAGUAUUCAAAUUAGCAUCUAUAAUAUAGGAAUCCCCUGCCAAACACCAUUUAUGCUUCGUGGCAAACAUGUGGCUUAAACAGUACUACUCUCGUGUUUGAACCUGCUAGCUACAUCUCCUGACGAACUGAGAUAUUUUAUUAGAUUUCAUUUGUUUUUAUAAAUUGAUUGUAAUAGAGAAAAACAUUAUAUGUGAUAUUCAGAUCUCAUUUCAAAUGUUUGUAAUGUUUUUAUCUUACGAUUUCUAGUGUUUAUAGCCUUCGAAUAAAACACGGAGUAUGUCUCCGGACAAAAAUCUCUUUUACGAUGUGCGUAAAGACAUUUUGAGACUAGCUGGUUGGUAAACACAUGCAGAUAUAUUCCAAUGAUUUCCGAAUGUUUGAGGACUGAUUUCUUGUGUUUGUAUUUGUUUGUAUAAAUAAUAAGAAAACGUGAUUAGACAUUUCUUUAAUGUGAAGAACUCAAUUAUAGCUUGACUAAGUGACAGGCAAUCCAUUUGUAAAAAGUGAACAAAUUUGUAUACGGUUUAUACUUUAUAGCUCUGUUAUAAUUGUUAUUUGUAGUAUCAAUAAAUGCAUAAAAUAUU
Messenger RNA from Labeo rohita (rohu), 2453 nucleotides. RefSeq names its product transmembrane protein 158. The coding region runs from base 1195 to 1857 and encodes 220 amino acids. The record is from RefSeq and is a predicted model, not a curated record. NCBI's taxonomy places the organism in Eukaryota, Metazoa, Chordata, Actinopteri, Cypriniformes, Cyprinidae. The transcript has 2 exons.